Molecule: messenger RNA, 967 nt
Organism: Gryllus bimaculatus (two-spotted cricket)
Lineage: Eukaryota; Metazoa; Arthropoda; Insecta; Orthoptera; Gryllidae
Source: the annotation of a GenBank genome assembly
AUGAACUCCAUUGCAUUGGAAAUGACCCACAAAGCUAUCUUCCUGUGUUUGUGGAAGUGCGACUGGUUCAAGAGGUCAAGACUGUGGGAGAAAGAAACCAAAACAAGAAGGCAAGUUGAGGACGUCAACAAAGUUUUCCGUUUGGCUAACGUCAUGGAGGUCGGAUUGUGCUGCUCUUGCGCUCUUCAAUGCCCUAAACGAGAAGGGGGCGUGGUUAGUAGAUACGAGCGGAGCUCUGAGGAAGAUGUUGGAAACGAAGUGAAAGGCGAUAGAAAAUCGAAAAAGGGAGAAGAAGAGAAAAAUGGCAAUAGAGAAGCAAUGACGAAGGAGUUUGAGUCAAGGGAACAACUGGAAGGGAUGAACGCGAGUGCGCAUAGAAUACCGGCUCCCUUCCGCGCCUGGGAAUAACCACCCUCCUGCAGCGCUAUUCCCGCGAUGGGGGAAAGCCCUCUUCCCUCCGGCAUGCAGUUCGCCGGCACAUCUCAUACGAAUACUACCUCUCGCGCACACCUGCGCGAAGUCGGGGGCUCCGCGCGCAGUUCUUCGAACCGAGGACCGCGGCAGGAAUGUCUCCGAGAGGUGCAUCUAUAAAGAGACUUCAUUUACUGUUCUACUUGCAUUGUAACCUGACUCAAGGCUUUCUUUCUUUGAAACGUUUUAAUUAUUUUUUUAAUUGAAUGAAGAAUUUAGAUGUAAAUAGAUUUGAUGAUAUGAUAUUGUUUUAACGAUCAACAAAUCACGGAUACACGUUUUAGUAGAACGUUGAUUUGGAAUUUGGUGUAAUUUACUUACCAUGUUUCUGCAGGCGAUGGCGAUGUCUUCUCAUUGUCAAAAUUACUUGUUUGAACAUUUAAGGAAUACAAAUACUUGUUGUUUUGUGAAUUUGCAACUUUGGUUGCGCUCAUAACAAGCAUAAGAAGUCGAACUGUACUAAAAUUAAAAUGUAUCAAACAGUUUAUUACAUAAA